UGCGUCUACAUACUCCCACAUACUACUUGACAGCUCCAUAACAUAGCGCUCGCCGGAGCGGCUCUCACCUGGCCGCCCUUUGACUGUUCCGCUCGGAGUUCAUUUGUUUUUCGGAUGAGACCUGGAGGAGAGAUGGCUUCUCAGGAGACCUUUAACGACUUGGGGUGCAGUUCGUCCGAGGAGGACAGUAACCGUGCAGAGCGGACGGAGGAGAAGACAUCUCCGGUGGUGCGUCGGCAUCAUCCGUUCAGCGUGGAGGCGCUCAUGUCCGGGAAGAAGACGGACGGUCGCGGCGGAGAGUCCAUCCGCUGUAAACCGGAGGGAGGCUCGGUGGCGGUGUCUCCUACAGGUUUAAACUCCCUGUAUCUGUAUCGAGAGACGUGUAGUCCUCCCGGGGGAAGCCGAAAGAGUAUAAUGGCUGUGCCUUCGUCGCCGGUCAAAUCCGAGGCAUCAGAGUCAGAGGACUGCACACCCUGGGUCACUAACAGCGCGUUUUCCUCACAGCCUCGUCACGUCGGUCCUGGCUGCCCGUUGAGGAAACACAAGACCAACCGAAAGCCCCGCACUCCCUUCACCACAUCUCAGCUCCUGGCCCUGGAGAGGAAGUUCAGGCAGAAGCAGUACCUGUCCAUCGCCGAGAGGGCCGAGUUUUCAUCCUCCUUGACCCUGACGGAGACCCAGGUGAAGAUCUGGUUCCAGAAUCGUCGGGCAAAAGCCAAGAGGCUCCAGGAGGCCGAGCUGGAGAAAUUCAAGAUGGCUGCAGACGCUAAGACGGCGGCGGUGGCAGCUGCUGCAGCUGGAGGUUUACACCCUGGCUUUACGUUACCACUGUCGCUGGGCGCCAUGUCACUGUAUGGACAGUCGUACUCUGCCUACCACCACCACCACCAUCACAGACCCAUACUGCCCAUUUCACCUUUAGGACUGUACGCUGCUCCUCUGGGCUACAGCAUGUACCACUUAUCAUAAACAUGGAAAUAUCACUGACAUUGGUGAAAUGUGCUCCCAAGGAUUCCCAAAAAUGGACACAGAGGAUGUGUGACUGACAUUUAAAAUCAAUGUUUAUAAUAUAUCUACUGCACAAGGAGUGUUUUGAAUCAACUUUGAGCACUUCAAGUCAAAUAAGAAAUCUAUUUUUUUCCCACAGCGAGGAUAAAAACAAACUUAGAUAUAGUCUUGCCCCUUUGGACUGCCUGUUUACAUGACUUGUCUUUAUGAGGAGGGGCGUUACCGUCCAGCUGUUUAUACUCUUCACUUGUUUACUUUUGCAAUAAUUGAGCUGGGCGAGGACUUGCACUGGGCACAAUAAUACAAAGGCAACUUUUCACUUAAGCCUUUCUCUUCAUUCGAUACUGUGCCUUGUGUUAAAAAAGGGCUUUAAUAUCAAGACACUUUGUACACUUGUGUGGAUGAUGAGUGUUUCAGCAACUCAGGCCAAAUAAAGCAUAUCCCUGAAGCAUUCUUUUAAUUCUGUAAAAGUGUCUGCCUUGAAAAACUGCUCUCCUUUUUCUGUUUCGAAGGAGACAAAUUCAGGUUUGUGUGGCUUUCUCCAUGACCGGAAGGUUUAACGCUCAAAUAAUUCAUAUAAACAUUAUACAUUUAAAACUUUACACUAACUUUUUUUCAUCUUUUAAUCUCUCGUAGCAAUAUUAAUAAUAAAAUAAAAUAAAUCAACACUCCCUCAUUUCCUUACUUUGCAUUUAUAGAGCGUAGACAUUUCUUUUUGAACUAUAAUUAUGCUGGAAUUGUAUGAAUGCCUCAUGUUGUGUAUUUGUGAGAAUAUGGUACAAAAGUUCUGACAAAGUGUAUUUAUAUUGUUCUUCCUAAACGUCCCUUUGAAAGGGCCUACGUUGUGCUAUGCAGUUUAUAUAUAUAUAUA
Molecule: messenger RNA, 1879 nt
Organism: Cottoperca gobio
Lineage: Eukaryota; Metazoa; Chordata; Actinopteri; Perciformes; Bovichtidae
Gene: msx2b
Product: muscle segment homeobox 2b
Exons: 2
Coding region: 115-969 (284 amino acids)
Biological process (GO): regulation of transcription by RNA polymerase II; embryonic morphogenesis
Cellular component (GO): nucleus
Molecular function (GO): RNA polymerase II transcription regulatory region sequence-specific DNA binding; DNA-binding transcription factor activity, RNA polymerase II-specific
Source: RefSeq, a predicted model, not a curated record